AUGGCGGGUGAUUCUGUACCUCCGUCUCCUCCUGACACACCUGGAUUGAGAGCAAAUCGCGCGUGCAGACAUUGUGUUCAAAUCAAAGCUAAAUGUAUCGCUCUCGAGGGGUCCGACAAUUCGAUAUGCCAAAGGUGUCACCGACUGGGCAGACAGUGCACGACUCCUGCUCCUGUACCUCGCAAGCGUGGUCGAAACAAGUCAACGAGAGUCGCUCAACUUGAAGAGAGAAUAAACAACUUGACGAGUCUUCUGACCUCCAACCAGUCACCAGAGGAAUCGCCCAAUCCACCAAGUGGCAUUCGCUGUCGGCAGCCGCUUCUUACCCCUCCAGUCUCAAUUACACGGGAAGCAGGUUCUUUUGGGCAGUCCAACCCUACAGUUGAAGUCGGAAGCAACGCCUCCCAGCGAUGCAGACCUGCUGCCAAUGAUGGUGCCAAUGCCACAGCUGAUAUCAAGACCAUCUUUCGAACCCAGUUGGCACCAGUCGUCGAAGAAAAGUUAUUUAGCGACUUCCGAAUCAGUUUCAACCAAUAUUUUCCUUAUGUCAUUAUCUCACCUCAAGCUGCGACAGCUUCUAUUCGGGAUUCCAAACCCUUUCUCUUCCGUACAUGUAUCGCCGUAGCUUCCCAUGCGGAUCCUGUUGUGCAGAAGCAAAUGGCUGAGGAGUUGCUGCGGUAUGUCGGAGAGCGGAUGUUGCUCAAGGCAGAAAAGUCACUUGACAUACUGCAAGGCAUACUAGUCUUCAUUGCGUGGUAUCAAUACUACAACCAUUACAAUCCUCAGCUUAUGAAUCUGCUCCAUCUUGCUUCAGCAAUGGCUAUUGACCUGGGCUUAAAUCGACCAAGUCACCCAGGACCUUGGCCUCCAGUCGGAAUGGUGAUCGAUACGAACCAACUAAUACAUGGAAAACCAGUUCAUCAAGGUAUUUCAACAUCCGAUGAACGGCGAGCACUUCUCGGUCUGUAUUAUUUCACGGCGAACCUAUCGGCAUGCUUCAGGAGACUCGAUUUCAUGCAGUGGACACAACACCUAGACGAUUGUUGCACGGCGCUCACGGUCGCUGCUGAGUAUCCUUCUGAUAUCGAAGCGGUCCAUUCCGUCCAAUUGACGCGCAUGUUGGACCGUUAUUCACCUUAUACUGGCGCAAUAUCGCCAAAACACGUACCUAUCAAGACGUUCGUCAAGUGUUUCCAGGAAGAUCUGCAACGGGUCAAGCAAGCUGUACCUGCCAGUCUCGCAGAGAACACGCUGUUCAAAAUGCAACUUCUCAACGCCGAACUCGAUAUUUUCGAGAUUGUCGCUACCUCGGAGCAGGGUGCACCGCUGGAACGAGCUCAGGCGCUGCAUGCUUCUCUUCAAUCGAUGGACUGCCUUAUUGAGCUGUUCUCGAAAUUACCAGCAAGCAGUCUACCUCACCUACCAUUUCUGACCUGGAUACACGUCUUGCACUGCUACAUUCUCUUGGCAAAGCUUUCGUUCCUCGUGGUGGAUGGAUGGGAUCUACAGUAUGUCCGGACGUGUUGGACAAACUUUCCGACAAUGGUUUCUCGUUUAGUUGGAAUACUCGAGGCUGCAGUACGACAAAUCAUGGGUGAAUCCCAGACACCAAACGCCGUCUCUGUUCGCUACACUGCGUAUGCUGAGAAGAUGCGUCUAUGUGGGAAGUGGUAUGACAACAAGAUCCGAGCAGAGACUGAAUCUCAGGAGACCACUUCUGAAGCUGGUCCCGCUCUUCCAUCUUUUGACCCUACAUUCGAAGGGUUUUUUGAAGGCGUCGAUGAUGGUUUUUGGACAGAUUUCAACACCGACUGGGCAACUGCUGGUAUACAAUUCUGA
Exophiala xenobiotica is the source of this 1839-nucleotide messenger RNA. RefSeq lists its product as uncharacterized. Lineage: Eukaryota; Fungi; Ascomycota; Eurotiomycetes; Chaetothyriales; Herpotrichiellaceae. Gene Ontology annotation, molecular function: zinc ion binding; transcription cis-regulatory region binding; DNA-binding transcription factor activity, RNA polymerase II-specific. Gene Ontology annotation, biological process: regulation of DNA-templated transcription. Gene Ontology annotation, cellular component: nucleus. The coding region runs from base 1 to 1839 and encodes 612 amino acids. The record is from RefSeq and is a predicted model, not a curated record. The transcript has 5 exons.